Molecule: messenger RNA, 480 nt
Organism: Botrytis fragariae
Lineage: Eukaryota; Fungi; Ascomycota; Leotiomycetes; Helotiales; Sclerotiniaceae
Exons: 3
Coding region: 1-480 (159 amino acids)
Source: RefSeq, a predicted model, not a curated record
AUGUGGCGAGACAAGGCGGCCAACGACGACGUGGCGGGGUUUGUACCUUCUACAAAAUCCUUUUGCAUAUUUUGGUCCACAUCUUACAUCUUACUCUGUAUAGAGCUAGGAUGGCUGAAAGUUCUUAAUCUUGGGAGGGCGUGUCCUCGUGAUUCACCUAAAUGCGCUUCCCCGGUUGCUGCAGGUGCAUACAUCCAAGGCUUCAAGCGACCGGUGCCGCAUUGUUUUGUUGCAACCGGACGCACGUUACAAUCCUUUAGCCGCCAAGGAUGGAUAGGAGAUUUUAUAAUCGUACUACUAGACCAAAUCGAUUGCGAGCACUUGGAUGAGAUGAUCCACUUGCGUCUGCUAGACGGUGCUUGCCACUCUCUUUUGCCGUCCAGCGUAUGUUUCAUCGCUGUGAACAGUGGAGUCCUGAACCGAGGUAGUACCAACUCGAUGUGGAAACACUCUUCCUAUUGGACAAAGUUAGACGAAUAA